AUGACAACAGAGACUACUACUACACCAACGAUGUUAUACGAGAGCGAGAGAUUGGGAUUCACAUUGUUAAGGGAGGGACUUGAUGAACAAUUCUCAAUGGACUUGUUCAAUGAUCCAUUGUGUCUGAGGUUCAUUGGUAAGCGCGACUUGAUCUCACUGGACAAGGCAAGAGAGUGGAUACUCAGUGGACCGGUCAAAUCAUAUAAUGACAAUGGUUAUGCGAUGUACAAGGUUGUGAUCAAGGCCACCAACACACCAAUUGGUAUAUGUGGAUUCAUAAAGAGACGACCUGGUGAACACGAGGAAGACAUCAAUAUUGGAUUCGCAUAUCUCAGUGACUAUCGAUCACAAGGUUAUGGAUAUGAAGCUGCCAAGCGCACUAUUGAAGUAGAGUGUCCCAGAUUGAAAGUUCACAGAGUUGGUGCCAACGUGGCCUUGGAGAACCAAGCAAGCAAGAACCUACUCAAGAAGCUUGGAUUCGUCUUUAACAAAUCAAUCACAAUACCAACAUUUGAUCAACAACUAGAUGUAUUCGCACUUGUCCUGCCCCAGGAGUGA
Messenger RNA from Acytostelium subglobosum LB1, 558 nucleotides. RefSeq lists its product as hypothetical. Gene Ontology annotation, molecular function: acyltransferase activity, transferring groups other than amino-acyl groups. The record is from RefSeq and is a predicted model, not a curated record. The transcript has a single exon. Bases 1 to 558 code for a protein of 185 amino acids. Lineage: Eukaryota; Evosea; Eumycetozoa; Acytosteliales; Acytosteliaceae.